Thamnophis sirtalis is the source of this 1338-nucleotide messenger RNA. NCBI's taxonomy places the organism in Eukaryota, Metazoa, Chordata, Lepidosauria, Squamata, Natricidae. The record is from RefSeq and is a predicted model, not a curated record.
AUGAAUAAGCUGAACUUUUUGUAUGACCAUUUGAUAAAGAAUACAAUUUCUCAUUCCAGUGAAAUGCCAAUAAACAAUCAACAUAUACUUUCCUUAGUAUAUGCAGUCAAGGAGAUCAAUAGGAAUCCAAACAUCUUACCAAACAUUAGCCUUGGAUUCCACAUCUCUAAUAGCUAUAUUGAUGCAAGAAUGAUAUAUCUGAAUACUUUGAAGCUUCUAUCCAAUCAAGAAAAGACUAUCCCUAAUUAUAGUUGUGAGAAACGGAAUAUGUUACCAGUUGUCAUUGGAGAAUCUGACUCCGAAAACUCACUUCUGAUGGCCAAUAUCUUAAUCACCUACAAGAUUCCACAGGUUGCUUAUUGCUUUUUUGCUAUAGAGAAGGAUGCUGGCAACAGGAUACCGUACUUCUAUCGUAUGGUACCUGAUAUUGACGACUGUUUCAAGUGCCCAGAAGAUCAGUACCCUAACAGAGCUCAAGAUAAAUGCCUGACAAAACGUUUAAACUUUUUGACUUAUGAUGAAGCUUUGGGUAUCAGUUUGGCCCUUUCAGCUUGUUCUUUUGCUCUGCUCUCAACUGCAGUGCUUGGAAUCUUUAUUAAGCACAGGAAUACUCCCAUUGUCAAAGCCAACAAUCGGGAUCUCUCUUAUCUUCUCCUAAUUUCCCUUCUGCUUUGCUUCCUCUCUUCAUUGCUGUUUAUCGGCCGUCCUGGGGAAGUGAUCUGCCCUUUACAACAAACAGCUUUUGCUAUCAUUUUCUCAAUAGCUAUCUCUUGUGUAUUGGCAAAAACCAUCACUGUAGUUCUGGCUUUUAUGGCCACUAAGCCAGGAUCAGCUAUGAAGAAAUGGGUAGGGAAAAAAAUGUCAAAUUACAUUGUCCUUUUCAGCUCCCUAAUUCAGAUAGGAAUUUGUAUUUCCUGGCUUUGUAUAGCUUGCCCUUACCCAGAUAUGGACAUGAUCUUCUUAACUGAAGAAAUUAUACUUGAGUGUAACAAAGGUUCAGUUGUUAUGUUUUAUUGUAUUCUGAGCUAUCUAGGAUCUCUGGCUAUUGUCAGCUUUAUUAUGGCUUUCCUGGCCAGGAAGUUGCCCAAUAGUUUCAAUGAAGCCAAAUUCAUCACUUUCAGCAUGUUACUAUUUUGCAGUGUUUGGAUAUGUUUUGUUCCAACAUAUAUAAGUUCAAAGGGAAAAUAUAUGGUCGCUGUGGAAAUCUUCACUUUACUGAGUUCCAGUGCUGGGCUGCUUGGUUGUAUUUUCCUCCCCAAGUGUUACAUAAUUGUCCUGAGACCUGAUCUGAAUAAGAAGGACCAUCUAACAAGGAAAAAUACGGGCUAUGGAAAUUGA